AAAGCAAAUAAUAUAUUAUAACUUUUUUUUAAAAAAAAAUGAAAUAUAAAGAUGAAGUAGAAGAAAGUGAUAAUGAAGAAGAGUAAGAACAACAAAUACAAUAGCAAAUAAAAAGUUGUCCAUAUUGCGGGUCAAGAAGUGAAUCAAUAUAUUAAAAAGAAGCAUCAAUACCAACAUAUGUAAUAUCAAUAGCAGCAGUUUUUUUUUUUUAGUUUUGGUCUAUUUUCAUAAUUCCAAUAAUAAUAUAAUCAACAUAAAUGAUAGCUAAAAGAUGUUAUGACUGUGAUCAAAUAAUAUAAAAACAUAAUUUAUUUAGUAUACCAUCUUUAAGUGAUUAGGUUUUGAAUUUCAGAUUUGGUUCAUGUGCAGUAAUUUUAUCUAGGAAAUAUGCAUAUAUAAUUCUUACUUUAUUAAUAAUUAUAUUUACUUACAGAUAAUAUGCAUUUGGAUUAAAUAAUAUAGAACAGAAUGCUUCUAAUUUACCUUAAAACAAUAUUAUAACUAGUAGCUGGUAAGAAUAUGUAAAUAAUUGUGGAAAAGAUGUUUAUUUAAGUAAUGAACUUCGCGCAAAGAGCAAUUUUAACAAAGUUUAUUUAUAAAAUAUUGUUAAAUGGCAAGGAGUCUUUAUGUCAUUUUUAAACAAACCUCCUAAAUUUAUGAAUUCUAAUCAAUUCUAUUUUAUAAAAGUGAAAAUGGAACCUUCUGACUCUGCAAUAGGAAGCCCUGAUUUGGCUUUAAAAGUAGAAUACUUAAUACAUUAAUAAUAUUAAGAUACUUUAAAUUAAAUUACUGAAGGUGAUAUUAUUUUAUUCAAGGGUAAAUUUAUUAUUAUGGGAGAUGAGUUUAAUGAGCAUGUUUUAGACUUAGACCAUAUAGAAAACACUGAUAAGAAAAAAAAUUGGAAGAUAUAAAAUACAUUGAUGGUUAAUAUGAUGAAAAAGAUAAAAAUGAUAAAAAUGAUAAAACGUUAAAUUUUAUUAUUUAAAAACGACUGCUUUGGUUUUUCAGGUUUUAUCUAUUAUUGA
Ichthyophthirius multifiliis is the source of this 1025-nucleotide messenger RNA. RefSeq lists its product as hypothetical. The record is from RefSeq and is a predicted model, not a curated record. The transcript is spliced from 4 exons. Lineage: Eukaryota; Ciliophora; Oligohymenophorea; Hymenostomatida.